Molecule: messenger RNA, 1383 nt
Organism: Rubroshorea leprosula
Lineage: Eukaryota; Viridiplantae; Streptophyta; Magnoliopsida; Malvales; Dipterocarpaceae
Source: the annotation of a GenBank genome assembly
ACCCUGCCGAUGGUCGAGCUCGCCGGCGUGAUAGACCCUCUCUUCCCCUGCAACUCUUCCUCGUCAUCCCUUAGCUUCUCCUCCGCCGAUAUACCAUCUCCGACCAAGUCAAUAAUUUUGGUGGAGAGAUGCUGUACAUUGUUGGUCUGGGGCUGGGAGAUGAGAGAGACAUUACACUGAGAGGAUUAGAUGCAGUGAAAAAAUGCGAAAAGGUGUAUAUAGAGGCAUAUACAUCUCUUCUCUCUUUUGGUAUUUCUACAGAUGGUCUUUCCACACUGGAGAAGUUGUAUGGAAAACCAGUUAUACUUGCAGAUAGAGAAAUGGUAGAAGAAAAAGCAGACAAUAUUCUCUCAGAAGCUCAUGGAUCUGAUGUGGCUUUCCUUGUUGUCGGGGAUCCAUUUGGAGCCACAACACAUACUGAUCUUGUUGUUCGAGCAAAGAAACUGGGGGUUGAUGUCAAGGUAGUACAUAAUGCAUCUGUGAUGAAUGCAAUUGGGAUUUGUGGCUUACAACUCUACCGGUAUGGAGAGACAGUUUCAAUACCCUUUUUUACUGAAACAUGGAGGCCUGAUAGUUUUUAUGAGAAAAUUCAAAGAAAUCGCAAGCUUGGAUUGCAUACACUCUGCUUGUUAGAUAUCCGUGUGAAGGAACCUUCUUUGGAAUCUUUGUGCAGGGGAAGGAAACAAUAUGAACCCCCCAGUUACAUGACAAUAAAUACAGCCAUUGAACAGCUUUUGGAAAUAGAAGAGAAGCAUGGGGAAUCUGCAUACAGUGAAGAUACCGAGUGUGUUGGGUUUGCUCGGUUAGGAAGUGAGGAUCAGAUGAUAGUUGCAGGCACGAUGAGGCAGCUCCUGACUGUUGAUUUUGGCAAACCACUACACUGCCUUGUCAUAGUAGGCAAUACACAUCCUGUGGAAGAUGAAAUGCUGGAGUUUUACAAAAUUUAAAGAGUCAAACUUGGAAGAGAGUAGGGGUUAUUUUGGCUGCCAACUGGCUGCCAACUGCAGUCUGUUUGGAGUGAAAAGUUGCAUCUAAGUAUACAGUUUCCCCUGCAAAUUUGCAUAACCUUUCUGGUUUGGUCAUUUUGUGAUAGCAUGGACUGUAUGGUAGCUUUUGUAUCAUGAUGAUGAGUUUUCUUUUCUUUUCUUUUCUUUCUUUUAUUUUUUUGAGUUAUACAAACCUUAUUUAUAGUUUUAACCUUUAAACUAUUAUUGUUUUUUACGUACGUAUCAGAUCUGCACCGUGUGAUCUCUUGAACGACAGUAGUGUAUACCUUAGCAAGGACAUUGAGUUUCGAAAGAGGAUGUAUGUAAUACCAAGGCAAAUUACAUAUUGACAGAAGAUGACAAAUGUCUGUUACAUAAAUCAACAUGCUUGAACUUU